AUGGGCAGGCGCAAGAAGGCACAACGUGCUCGUAGAGAAGGAGGACGGGGUGUGGGUGGCGGUGGUGGAGGUGGAGGGGGACCACCGCUGCCUCCGCUCCAUGCGGCGGCGGCAAGCAAUGACGCCAAUGCGCUGGCAACGCUGCUCAUGACAGCAGGCGAGAUCGACGAGAGGACACCACUAAGAAAUGCGACACCACUGAUGCAUGCUUGCUUCCAUGGCAAGUACCUGGCUGCCAGACUGCUGCUUGAAGCUGGCGCAUCUGUCAAUGCUGCCGAUUCCAAGCUCCGGACUCCGCUCCAUCACGCGUGCUACUCGCGAUCCAAGCCGGUCAUUGCCCUCGUUCUGGCAUAUGGCGGCGAUCCUCGUGCCGAGGACGCCCGCAAUCUCAAGCCGCAGGCUGUGUUCAAGGAUGGAAAAGAGAACGACCUACUUGCCUGGUAUCGCUGCAGGCUGAAUCCGUCGCUGACGCCUGUCUCCAAGUCCGAGGCCAAGCUGCUGCGCGCGGUCGAGGCCGGCAACCAGGCCAAGGUGCUGGACAAGCUGGACAAGGGCCGAUCGCCGGACGUGGCAGCGCCUGAUGGGACGUUUGCACUGGCAAUUGCGGUCCGUGCCGGCUCGACCGACCUCGUCGACCUGCUGCUGCUGCACGGGGCCGACGCGUCGCGGCCGGACGUGCGUGGCAACACGCCGCUGCACUGGGCGGCGAUCGAAGGCCGCGUCGACAUCAUGGCGUCGCUGCUGGACAUGGGCGCGCUUCUCAAUGUGCCGAACAGGGCGUCUGCUUUUGCGCCGCUGCACCUGGCGGCGUCCAAGGGCCACAUGGCGGCCGUCGACAUGCUCAUCGCCGCUGGCGCGCGGGCGCUGGUGGUGGACAAAGACGGACAGACGCCGCUGUUCUGGGCGGCGCGCCACGGGCACGCCGACAUUGUGCGGAUGCUCAUUGAUGCUGGGCGCGGAGCUGGCGGUGCCGGCGAGUCGAUGCCCGACGUGUACGGCGUGUACCCGUUGCACGCCGCGACGCUCUCGGGCGAGGCUGAGAGCGUCAAGGUUCUGCUUGGGCACGGGCGGGCGGACGUCAACGUCGCAACCUCGUCGGGUCGGACGGCGCUCCACACUGCCGCCUACAACGGCGACGCCAAUCUUGUCCAGCUGCUGCUUCUCAACGGAGCUCGGCCAUCGCACAACCGGCGCGAGGGCGACACGGCGCUGCACAUUGUGGUGAAGCGGAUGUGCGAUCCGGUCAACUCGGACAAGGCCUCACAGGCUGCGUUCGAGGCCACACUUUCGACCCUCAUCGGCGGCACAACUAACCUCAACCCACGCAACUCCAAGACUAAGACGCCGCUUGAGGUCAUCGACCCGGUACGUGCGUUCAACGUCAAGUCGCCCGAGCGCAAGGCCGCGCUCAUGCUCGCCGGCGCCGGCGCCGACGUCGGUGUCCUCCUCGCCGCGCCCUCGUCGGAUGACAAGCGUGAGCUUCACGAGGUCCUCGCCACGCAUGUGACGGCAACCAAGCUCGAGAUGCCCAAGGGCUGGCGGGCCAAGGUCACGUCGACCAUCCGCAAGCGCAAGUACUUUGUCAACAAGGCCAAAGGCGAGACGACGUGGCACGAUCCGCGACUCGAGGCCGCCAAGGAGGCCCGCUCCACCGGGCGCGGCGGACUCGCCGGCCCGUCGGGCGGCGCCAUGCUCCUUGACUCCAUCACCUGCGCCCUCUGCCUCGAGCUCAUGUACCGUCCGGUCACCACCACCUGCGGUCACUCGUUCUGUCACAUCUGUCUCUCCGAAGUCUUCAAGUUCAAGCCCGAGUGUCCGCUCUGCCGCGCCGUCCUCGACGCCGAGCCGGCGGUCAACACUGUCCUCGCCGAGGUCAUCUCCUCGUCGUUCCCGGAGCAGUACGAGGCGCGGCGGCUUGACGCCGAGGCAAUGGCCUGAGCGCGCCACCCGCCAGCACGUUAGUGCCGAUCGCAGGUCAUGUCGGCGAGCUUGAGCCCGCGCUCGUGAACGUACGCCGGCCAGCGCGCAUUAAAGUCGCGCCAGGCGAGGCCAGCCGGCGGCGCCACCAUCAUGCGGGUGUCGACAGCGGCAAAGGCAGCGCGAC
Thecamonas trahens ATCC 50062 is the source of this 2104-nucleotide messenger RNA. RefSeq lists its product as uncharacterized. The transcript has a single exon. Bases 1 to 1938 code for a protein of 645 amino acids. Gene Ontology annotation, molecular function: protein binding. NCBI's taxonomy places the organism in Eukaryota, Apusomonadida, Apusomonadidae. The record is from RefSeq and is a predicted model, not a curated record.